Messenger RNA from Trichoplax adhaerens, 1671 nucleotides. RefSeq lists its product as uncharacterized. The transcript has 17 exons. Bases 1 to 1671 code for a protein of 556 amino acids. Lineage: Eukaryota; Metazoa; Placozoa; Uniplacotomia; Trichoplacea; Trichoplacidae. Gene Ontology annotation, biological process: coenzyme A biosynthetic process. Gene Ontology annotation, molecular function: dephospho-CoA kinase activity; ATP binding. The record is from RefSeq and is a predicted model, not a curated record.
AUGGUAGCGAAUAAAACUUUAUCUGAGCUAAUGGAAUCAACACAUACACGCAUUGCACGCGUCAAAAGUUUCCUACGUGACAUUCAACCUUCAAUACAAUAUCAUGUAGUUCCAAUUAUUGAUCCAUUUGGUCCUUCAAUAACUGAAAAAGAUAUACAGUGUAUCGUCGUUAGUCAAGAAACAUUAAAAGGCGGUAGCGUCGUAAAUGAAGAAAGAUCUAAGAAAGUUCGUUGUGUCAAUGAUAUAACAAAUAAUUAUGAUCCUCUUGUCAUCAAGAAAAUUGACCUAGUAGCAGCUGAAAGUAAUAAUCAACUGGAUUGGAUGCAGGAUGUAAAAAUCAGCUCUACAACAUUACGUCAAAAAAUUCUUAGUGAUCUUUUACAACCAUUGAAAGAUGAGAAAAUAAACGCUCCCUGGACUAAGAAAAUUGAGAGUUUUCUUCUGCCGGAUAUACCGAAGCAACGUCUACCUUACUUAAUUGGGCUCACAGGCGGAAUUGCUAGUGGGAAAACAUCUAUUUCAGCACGGCUGGAAAAAUUAGGAGCAGCCAUCAUUAACUGUGAUAAGCUUGCUCAUAAAGCCUAUCUUCCUGGUACUAAAUCUUACAGUGAAAUUUUAAAAGUGUUUGGAAAAGGGAUUAUCGGCGAAAAUGACUGCAUUGAUAGAAAGUCAUUAAGUGCAAUUGUAUUUGCCAAUGCUGAUCUAUUGGAGAAGCUUAAUAAUAUUGUGUGGCCAGCUGUUGCAGAUCUAGUACGACAGGAAGUCCAAAUUGCUGCUACAAAUGGAACUUCAGUUUGUGUUAUCGAAGCUGCGCUCUUGCUGGAAGCUAACUGGAAGAAAUUCUUAAAUGAGGUUUGGGUAUCGACUAUUCCAGUCAAGGAGGCAAUUACUCGGGUAGUUAAACGAGAUAACGUCAAUGAAGAGCAAGCGAAACGGAGAAUUGAAUCACAAAUGACUAAUGCGGAACGCAUCAAUCACGCUGAUGUUGUCUUAACAACAUUAUGGGAGCCUGAAAUAACACAAAAACAAGUUGAAUUUGCGUGGCAACAACUAAACCGAAGAAUCGGCCUUUAUCAAAGUCUGUCUAUUGGCCAUCCUAUUGAUAACAGACUCCAGAUGAUAUCAGACAAGCUUCGUACCCAGUACUCAAUAGAAAAUGGUAAAGACUUGUUACAAUUGGAUACAACCAAAAAGAGAUCGACGAUUACAGCAAUGCUUGACCUCUGUGAGCUCUUCUCCUAUUGGCUAAAGGAUGCCGACUUAGUUAAAUUGGCUAUCAUUUUAGCACAUUGCGACGAUCAAAAGGACGUUUCAAGAUUUUUAGAUUCAAUUUCUUCACAUGAAAAGGCUUUAAGGUCUAUACACGAAUGUUUAGAUCUGCAUAAUGAUUUACACAACUCAGGCUAUCGUAAAGGUAGAACUACGCUAGAUGGUGACUUUAUAAACGAUAUGUACUUCAUCGGAUCAUUUUUUACUGGUGAUGUCAGUGUUAGCAAUUCUGAUAUCUGCAGGCGUCAGGGGGAUCAACAUUUAAAUACUACCGAACUUCCUACUUCCGAUAACGAUCAAAUUAACGGUAUAAAAUUUAUAAAGUAUGUUAGUUGGCGUUAUAUCCUAUUUAAAGGAAAAAACAAAAAAUAUAUAAGAAUUCAAGUAAUCAACAUAGCAUGA